Perkinsus marinus ATCC 50983 is the source of this 525-nucleotide messenger RNA. Its product is annotated as receptor for activated protein kinase C, putative. The coding region runs from base 1 to 525 and encodes 174 amino acids. Gene Ontology annotation, biological process: positive regulation of protein phosphorylation; rescue of stalled cytosolic ribosome. The record is from RefSeq and is a predicted model, not a curated record. The transcript is spliced from 5 exons. Gene Ontology annotation, cellular component: nucleus; cytosol. Gene Ontology annotation, molecular function: protein kinase C binding; ribosome binding; translation regulator activity. Lineage: Eukaryota; Perkinsozoa; Perkinsida; Perkinsidae.
AUGGCUCAAGAGCAUUUACAGUUCCGCGGCGUCCUUCAGGGACAUACUGAUUGGGUUACCUCCAUCGCCACUACGUAUGAGGAUCCCAAGAUGGUUGUCUCCGGGUCUCGCGAUAAGAAGAUCAUGAUCUGGGAGCUCACCAACGACUCCGAGUCCGCUGGUUACCCUCGUCGUUCCCUUACUGGUCACAACCAGGCCGUCUCUGAUGUGACCCUGUCCUCUGAUGCCCAGUACUGUCUCUCUGGGUCUUGGGAUAAGACCUUGAGGCUUUGGGAUGUGUCCUCGGGUAAGACCGUCCAGACCUUCGUUGGUCACACUUCGGAUGUCUUCUCCGUCGCCUUCUCCCCCGAUAACAGGCAGAUCGUCUCUGCUGGCCGCGAUAAGUCUAUCAAGAUCUGGAACGCCAUGGGUGAGUGCCGUCACACCAUUGUUGAUGANNNNACACUCUCUUUGCUGGUAUUCUGUGAGGAGGCUGUUUGGAGUGGCCAGUUUCCAUCGAGAGUUGUUGUAGAUGUAGUUGCAUGA